AUGGUUGCGGUUGUGAUGAUAGUGGUGAUGGUGGGUGAUAAAAAUUUGAUGACGAUAACAUUUGCGGUUGUGAUGAUAGUGGUUGUGCAUAAUCACCAUGGUGGAAAGUCGAAACAACAAAACAAUGGUGUAGAGAAGUCGAAACAACAAAACCAUGGUGAAGAGAAGUCGAAACAACAAAACCAUGGUGGAAAGUCAAAACAACAAAACCAUGGUGUAGAGAAGUCGAAACAACAAAACCAUGGUGGAAAGUCGAAACAACAGAACCAUGGUGUAGAGAAGUCGAAACAACAAAACCAUGGUGUAGAGAAGUCGAAACAACAAAACCAUGGAGAAAAGUCGAAACAACAAAACCAUGGUGUAGAGAAGUCGAAACAACAAAACCAUGGUGGAAAGUCGAAACAACAAAACCAUGGUGUAGAGAAGUCGAAACAACAAAACCAUGGUGUAGAGAAGUCGAAACAACAAAACCAUGGAGGAAAGUCGAAACAACAAAACCAUGGUGUAGAGAAGUCGAAACAACAAAACCAUGGUGGAAAGUCGAAACAACAAAACCAUGGUGUAGAGAAGUCGAAACAACAAAACCAUGGUGGAAAGUCGAAACAACAAAACCAUGGUGGAAAGUCGAAACAACAAAACCAUAAUGUAGAGAAGUCGAAACAACAAAACCAUGGUGUAGAGAAGUCGAAACAAUGA
This is a messenger RNA of Mercenaria mercenaria, 696 nucleotides long. RefSeq lists its product as uncharacterized. The transcript is spliced from 2 exons. Bases 1 to 696 code for a protein of 231 amino acids. The record is from RefSeq and is a predicted model, not a curated record. NCBI's taxonomy places the organism in Eukaryota, Metazoa, Mollusca, Bivalvia, Venerida, Veneridae.